AUGCAGUGUUUAAACACUUUGCGGGCAAGUGCCUUCAGGUUAUCCACACCGCGUGUGGGAACUGCCCUGCCUCAGAUUAACGCCAUCACUAAGAGAUUGAAGAGGAGAUCUCCUUGUGAUCGUUGUUAUAUUAUAAAGGACCGCAAACCGUGUUUCGAUAUUCGCAAUUUAACUUUAGAGCGUGCAAGGGACUGCAAUGCCAAGUUGAUCCGUUCGUUCCUUUACACGCACUACUGGCCUCGCGAGCCAACCGUCACUAGCCUGUGGAUGUCCCUCGACAGUCCCCUCCUGGAUGUACAGACGGAUCAAUAUUCGAGUUCUGGUGAUCGUAUUUUGGCAUAUGAGCGCUUAGAGAGAACAGGGGAACGCAAAUUGGUUGGUCUGGCAGUGGCCAAUAAAAUCUACCCGUGGAUGAUAGGAGAGCUGGACGAGUGGGCGCACUGCACCACCUCCCUACCUGACAAGUACAAAAUAUACUUCACAGCACAUUGCCUCAAAGGCCCCAAUCUGUUUAAGAAGUACAACGUUGACUAUAUCUAUGAGGUUGAAGUACUGUGCACAGCAGCGGAAGUAACGGGUCAGGGUGUUGGUAAACUUCUUCUAAAUAGUAUGUUGGACUAUGCGAAGGAAAUGCGACAUCCACUCGUACAAGUUGUGGCAGUUAGCCAUUACACUUCGAAAAUUUGUGAAAAAUGUGGUAUGAAGCCAGAGUGGACCAUGAACUACGAAGAUUUCACGGAUGAAUGUGGCCACCGGAUUUUCUUCCCCAGAAAACCUCAUUAUAGUGUCGUGGUUCAUGUCAAAUAUUUUGAUCCACGUAAAGGUGGAGUCCUGCCAUGUAAACCUCCCUUCUAA
Spodoptera exigua (beet armyworm) is the source of this 855-nucleotide messenger RNA. NCBI's taxonomy places the organism in Eukaryota, Metazoa, Arthropoda, Insecta, Lepidoptera, Noctuidae. The record is from the annotation of a GenBank genome assembly.